Plectropomus leopardus (leopard coralgrouper) is the source of this 3933-nucleotide messenger RNA. Lineage: Eukaryota; Metazoa; Chordata; Actinopteri; Perciformes; Serranidae. The record is from RefSeq and is a predicted model, not a curated record.
UGCUGUUCCGCCUCGCAGACGGACGGACGGACGGAGUGCGCUCGCUCUCAGUGCGCCUCGGCUGCUGUGCGCUCCUGCCGCGUCUUUUCUCUCUCCAUUUCUGUGAGCGUGCGCGUGCGCCAACCCCCCCCCCCCCCCCACCUUCCCUGUCCUCUCCUGUCCGGUCCGGCUCGGGGUGUCGGGGUGGAGGUAUGUAGCACCGGAUCGACCGCGCCGAGCAGCAUGUAGCACCUGGAGCAGCGCGCGCAUCGCCUCCCUGCUCCUGCCGCCGCUCCUCUCCCUCCCGGAGCGGUCACUUCUCCUCCCGGGGAGGGGGAAAGCAUCGCCCGCACGAGGAUUUUCGGGGAUUUUUUUGGGGGUGGGUGGGGGGAUUUAUUUAUUUUAGAGGGGUGUUUGUUCGCCGCCGCCGCUCUGCGCCUCUCGGUCGAUGGUCGUUGAGGAAGCUUCCAUCUUGAGUCCCGCGUCUACCGAGAGAACCAUGGCGAGCGACUCCCCUGCGCGGAGUCUGGACGAGAUAGACCUGUCUGCACUACGGGACCCAGCUGGAAUCUUUGAGCUGGUCGAACUGUACGGGAUGGGAAGCAGCGGAGGCUCCAAGUCUUCCUUCACACCGUUCGUAGAUCCGAGGGUGUACGGGACCUCCCCGACUGACGACGACGAUAACAUCUCUGCCUCAGCGCUGUUUGCUGACGAGAUGCUGAAGCAGGAGCAGGAGCAGGCGAGGCUCAACGAAGCCCGGAAGAUCUCUGUGGUCAACGUCAACCCGACCAACAUCAGGCCGCACAGCGACACGCCUGAGAUCCGCAAAUACAAGAAACGCUUCAACUCUGAGAUCCUGUGUGCAGCUCUCUGGGGAGUGAAUCUGCUGGUGGGGACGGAGAACGGACUGAUGCUGCUGGAUCGAAGUGGUCAAGGCAAAGUUUACAACCUGAUCAAUCGACGGCGCUUCCAACAGAUGGACGUCCUGGAGGGACUCAACGUCCUGGUCACCAUCUCAGGAAAGAAGAACAAGUUGCGUGUUUACUACCUGUCCUGGCUGAGGAACAGGAUAUUACACAACGAUCCUGAAGUGGAGAAGAAACAGGGCUGGAUCACUGUUGGAGAGCUGGAGGGCUGCGUGCACUACAAAGUCGUGAAGUACGAGAGGAUAAAGUUUCUGGUGAUUGCUCUGAAGAACUCAGUGGAGAUCUACGCCUGGGCUCCGAAACCUUAUCACAAGUUUAUGGCCUUCAAGUCGUUCACUGACCUGCAGCAUCGCCCUCAGCUUGUUGACCUGACGGUGGAGGAGGGGCAGAGGUUAAAGGUCAUCUAUGGCUCCAGUGUUGGCUUCCAUGUCAUCGAUGUGGACUCUGGAAACCCCUACGACAUCUACAUCCCCUCACAUAUUCAGGGUCAGGUGACCCCGCACGCCAUUGUGGUUCUCCCCAAGACGGACGGCAUGGAGAUGCUGCUGUGCUACGAGGACGAGGGCGUCUACGUCAACACCUACGGACGCAUCACCAAAGACGUGGUGCUGCAGUGGGGCGAGAUGCCCACCUCCGUCGCCUACAUCCACUCCAACCAGAUCAUGGGCUGGGGAGAGAAGGCCAUUGAGAUCCGCUCCGUGGAGACGGGACACCUCGACGGAGUUUUCAUGCACAAGCGAGCUCAGCGACUGAAGUUCCUGUCAGAGAGGAACGACAAGGUUUUCUUCGCCUCGGUGCGAUCUGGAGGCAGCAGCCAAGUCUUCUUCAUGACCCUGAACAGAAGCUCCAUGAUGAAUUGGUAACCUUUCUCCUUCGACCCAAAACCCUCCUCUUCUUCACUCUGAACAUCGCCCGACAUCAGGAGAGAGGGAUGGCAGGAGGACAGCGUGUGUGUGUGUUUACGAUGUGUGUGCGUGUGUGUGUUUGUGGUGGAAAAAGCCGCCGAGUGGACGAUCAAGCAACUUGAAGAGUUGACCCACAGGAGUGAGCCACCCCCCGUACGGACAGCGUCCGCCCGUAGGCGGCGCUGCAGGCCCCACGGAUGGUGUGACUGCCUGCUGGUCAAAGGUGACUCCGCUCACCGACGGCGGCAGACGCCUUCGCCUUCCCUGUGGACCGUUGGAUUGGGCUGAUGGUUGCUCUCGAGGUACUUUAAAGGACGCUGACAUCAUGCCGAGUAGCCUUUGACCUCCCCGUCGGAUCGAAUGGGGAGCCGCGGAGAAGUUCUCUGUGUAGCACAUUAACCAUUUCUUACAGGGUGUUCACACUGCGAGUACGACUCGUCGUUCGACUGACGUGUGCUGAAGCCAAUCAGACGUCUUUUGGUGUUUUCGUGAGUAAGGUAGCAUCAACGGAGGGAGAAAACUUGACUUUGCAUUGAUCAAAAAAGUGGGUGCAACCGUUUUUUUAGAGGAGCUUAAGUGAAAGUUUCUCGAAGUAAAAGCAACCUGGAGCCGACCAAAAUGUGCAUCCACACUAAACCGGCUAAAGAUUUCCCGCCAGUUUGGUCCUGUGUCCACACUAAGCUGUUUUUUCUCUCACAAACAUUUUAGCUUUUUGAAAACAAAGUAAAUAAACCAAUAAUCAAUCUUUCGCUUUUUGGAAAACAACUUAGCCUGAUUAGACAAAGCAGCUUUCCAACACAUUAUCAUUUUUAAUUUUUUUUGCACAAUUAAAAUAUCUGCUGCCACAAAUAGAUUGUCUGUUUUUUGGGGUUAAAUUGCUUAUUAGGUGCGUUAUUGAAAUACAUACUGUUCAGUUAUCCAUUACAUAAGUGCAGGAGCGCAGAGUGUACGUUAGUGCUUCAGGAGUUUUCUAGUUUCUUUUUGUCAUAUUUGUGUAGAUUUAGUUUACUCUAGAGGGAUCAGUUUGCAUAAAUUGUUAGAAAAUGUACACAAACAUAGAAAUUGUUGAUAAAUAUACAAAUGCAGCUUGACAAGAGUUAGUGCAUUUACAUACCUAAUACAGACAUCGGGAUUUUGAAAAAAAAAAUUAAAAUCUUUAAAAAAAAAGCAACAAAACAAACAACCCACACUACCUAGAUACCCAAGACUAAAUCAAAGGAUCCUACAUUCAGAUAAUGACAAAUAAAUAAGUAAAUAAAAUGGCAUUACAGUGUUGUUUUCUCCAAAUAUUGAAUAAACUAUUUCCAUCAAAUGAUUAAAUAAUUUGCCCUGCUCAUUUCUAAUCUCAGAGAGUACUGAUAACAAAGCCACUGAUAAUAAUAAAGCCACAAUUUAACAUUAUACAGAUGCUUCUAUAAUUACACAACAUUAGCUGACAUGAGAAAGUUUUCGUCUUUGAGCAGACGUGAAGUCUGAUGUCUCUGAAAUAUUAAAUUUAAUAGUUUGUGGCUCAGGCUCAAUUCUUGAAUCGAAAAAUUUCUUAAACAAUGUGGAAAAAGUUGCAUUAAUAUGUCUGCAGACUGCAUAUUUAACAGUUGGAAUAUUUUACACUUACUUAUGUUAAAUCUGUGCAGAUUUAGUGGCUAUAAAAGCUGCACCGUGCUUUACAUUUGGCCCCUGAGUGUGGACACAGUCUGAAUCCGCCUUAAAUCACUCUGAGGCCGCUGGUCAAAUAUUAAAUUUAGAUAAUAUACUCGCUGCUCCUUGUUGCUGUUAUCAUCUAACCCACAUCUGAUAGUGAUGACUGAAUCUCAGCGGAUGUUUUCUGGACUAACAUCUUGUAGCAAAAAUCUUAAGCGUGCGCUCUGUGCGGAUGUUUUUAGAGAAUUUGUCGACCCAGAGCCGACCGUGGCGGGUUUCCAUUACAGAUUUGUACAAAACUGAAGCGACAUUUUCGAAUGUGGAUAAAACACAACGGCGUUGAACUCCAGUUAGUGAUGUUCUUCUCAUCCAUCGAUCUGAUCAACAGAUUAAUCAUCCAACCCACGAGUCACAAACUGCAGUCACAAACCUCCAAAUUUAGAGAGGGGACACACAUGGGCACCUUUUAAAGAAAACAAAAG